Molecule: messenger RNA, 942 nt
Organism: Chaetomium globosum CBS 148.51
Lineage: Eukaryota; Fungi; Ascomycota; Sordariomycetes; Sordariales; Chaetomiaceae
Exons: 3
Coding region: 1-942 (313 amino acids)
Biological process (GO): biotin biosynthetic process
Cellular component (GO): mitochondrion
Molecular function (GO): dethiobiotin synthase activity; S-adenosyl-L-methionine:8-amino-7-oxononanoate transaminase activity
Source: RefSeq, a predicted model, not a curated record
AUGACUUUAAUUCCGCCGGCGAGGUCAGCUGCUGUGGCGCUCCCUGCGAAUUCUCCAGGUCUACGGGGCCAACACCGAGGUCGGCAAGACAGUGGUGAUCACUAUUCUCUGCAGAAGGUGCUCACAGGCUCUGCGGCAGAUGAAGAGACAUCUUAUUUGAAGCCUGUCUCAACAGGAGCGGCUCUCAGACGCCGACGACUUGUCAGAACGCUGUUUCAAUAUGAACUGGCCGUCAGCCCUCACAUUGCGGCUCAAGCCUCGGGCCAGCCAAUUGUCGCCGAUAAAAUGGUAUUAGCAGAGAUUUCAAAAUCUGCAGCGCGCCAGGUGUCCCGUGGUCCCGGAUGGCUCUUUGUCGAAACAGCGGGAGGUGUGCACUCCCCAGCCCCAUCAGGCUCAACUCAAGCAGACUUGUACCGGCCACUCAGGCUCCCUGUCGUUCUCGUUGGCGAUAGCAAACUCGGCGGUAUCUCGCAAACCAUCUCGGCGUUCGAAUCACUCAAGCUCCGUGGCUACGACGUCGAAAUGGUGCUGCUCUUCCGGGAAGGGCAGUUCCAAAACCACCAAUACCUUGCCGAAUACUUCAAAGACCAACAUAACAUCCCCGUCAUGACAUUUCCCGAGCCUCCAAACCGCAUCCGCGGGGACACAACCGCGGACGCCGCGGCAAUGUCACGGUACUACGAGCACAACAGUGGCAACGACAGCAACUUGCACGACAUCCUAAAACACUUAGACACCCGCCACAACAACCGCAUAUCCCGUCUCGAGUCCAUGAGCACCAAAGCCUCUCUCAACAAUCUGGUACCUCUUCACCCAACUGAAGGACCUCACUGCCGCCUAAAUCACCACCAUGCGACUCCGUUCACGGUGACCUGGUCGAAAACUCGCACUCGCAGUAGUAUCUCCAACAUCUUGUGGAGAGUCCAUGAUGGGAAACUGUGA